AUGAUUGGUUUCAAAUCCCUCUUGGGGUCAUCGCCCGCAUUUAUGGGUCCCUUACGAGUAUUGAAUUUCCGCUCUACACCAAGAAUUACUUUUGCAUUGACUCGUACAUAUUCUCAAUUGGUGCUCAACCACCAUCGGGCUUCUGGCCCAGUCAGUUUCUACUCGAAACCAGCAUCUUUGCUCAAUUUUGCCAAGUACUCGACUAAAACUGCACCUCCACCUCCUCCACCUCCGCCAUCUGACAAAAAUGCUAGAGGCAGAGCCAUUCUUAACAGGAUCUCCCGCGUAUUCACCUUCUCUAUUUCGUCGGUGUUAGUAGUGGGAGCACUUGGUGUGGCAGGACUUGUGAUUUACUUGAUCCUCUCGGAGUUAUUCUUGCCUUCCGGAGACACCAAAACCUUCAAUAAGGCUGUCAAGCUCAUCGAAAAGAACGAGCAGGCCCAGAAGGCUCUUAAUUUUGCUCCUGGGGAACGUCUCAAGGCCUAUGGAGAGGUUCCAGGGGACAAAUGGGUUAGAAACAGACCCGUGCAGAGCGUGAGACAAAGGGGUGCUGACGGCAAGGAUCGUUUGGUGAUGAGAUUCCAUGUGGAGUCAGCUAGUGGCAGACAUGCUCGUGUUCUGUUGGAGCAGAUCGACACAUCAUUCUGGUCGUCUGAAUUUGCCUACAUUGCAUUGGACUUGCCUUCGAAACACAGGAUUUACGUUGUGGACCCUAAGUUCUUGCCGCUGAACUACGUGCCUAGAAGCGGAGCCUUGGGUAAGAACAACGGCUUCUUGGGCCUCAAGUGGGGCCCCAAGAAAGACGACUAA
Messenger RNA from Sungouiella intermedia, 810 nucleotides. The record is from the annotation of a GenBank genome assembly. NCBI's taxonomy places the organism in Eukaryota, Fungi, Ascomycota, Pichiomycetes, Serinales, Metschnikowiaceae.